Molecule: messenger RNA, 1645 nt
Organism: Eutrema salsugineum
Lineage: Eukaryota; Viridiplantae; Streptophyta; Magnoliopsida; Brassicales; Brassicaceae
Product: DJ-1 protein homolog F
Exons: 4
Coding region: 232-1428 (398 amino acids)
Source: RefSeq, a predicted model, not a curated record
UUGCUAUUACUCUAAAUAAUAAGUGCUCCAGAUGGACCCACGUUCCACUCACAAAUCCUUAUUUCUUCGUUCUUGAAGUAAAAAAGGGAAAUCAAUGUGAUUAUUCGAAUUUCGAACUCAUAUAUAUAUAUAUAUAUAUGUAUAUGUAUAUAUAUAAGGGAAACUUAGUCUGUGUGUGUGUACGUGUGUUUAACUAUUUCACGUGUACGUUGUCGAUCGUAAGAAAUUAGUAUGGGAUCCAUGGCUCAGAAGUCGGUUUUGAUGUUAUGUGGAGAGUUCAUGGAAGCUUACGAGACCAUAGUACCUCUCUACGUCCUCCAAGCGUUUAGCGUUAGCGUCCACUGCGUUUCUCCUGGUCGCAAAACUGGCGACAAGUGCGUCAUGGCUGCUCAUGAUCUCCUCGGCCUCGAGUUAUACUCGGAGUUGGUGGUCGAUCAUCUAACACUAAACGCAAACUUCGAUGACGUCAUCCCCGAGCAGUAUGACGCCAUCAUCGUUCCCGGUGGACGUUUCACGGAGCUUUUGAGCACCGACGAGAAAUGCGUGAGCCUUGUGGCUAGAUUCGCCGAGCUCAAGAAGCUUGUCCUCACGAGCUGCCACAGCCAGCUGUUGCUCGCAGCGGCUGAUCUACUCACCGGUGGGAUGAAUUGCACGGCGUUUGAAAGCAUGAAGCCGUUGAUUGAGCUCUCCGGCGGCGCGUGGUGGCAACAGGCCGGAGUCCAGACACUUUUAGACAUCACCGAUUGUGUCAAGGACGGGAACUUCGUUUCCACCAUGGGGUGGCCAACGCUUGGCCACACUCUCAGAGUUUUGUUAGAAUCACUUGGCUUCAAGAUUUCUUGCUCCAAGGAGACUCUGCCUUCUUUGCUUUUCUUGAUUGGGGACUGUGUUGAAGAUUACAGUAUCAACGUACCAUUUAAAGCGUUUCAAGCUCUGGGAUGUAAAGUAGACGCAGUGACACCAAACAAGAAGAGAGGUGAUAAAUGCGCUACGAUCGUUCACGACCUCGAGGACGGACGGCAACUUCCUACGGAGAAGACCGGCCACAACUUCUAUGUGACCGUUGCGUGGGAAGAUGUCUCUGUGGAUGAUUACGACUGCAUUGUGGUUCCCGGAGGUAGAUCGCCGGAGCUCUUGGUGAUGAACGAGAAAGCCGUCGGAUUAGUCAAAGAAUUUGUUGAGAAAGGCAAGUUUGUUGCUGCCAUUGGAAUGGGAAAUUGGCUACUUGCAGCUACCGGUGCUCUUAAGAAGAAGAGAUGUGCAAGUGGUUAUGGAACAAAGGUGGCUGUGAAGGUUGCUGGUGGUCAGAUCGUGGAAUCAGAGCAGUGUGUGACUGACGACAAGCUGGUCACAGCCGCAACAACUUCCGAUCUGCCUGUCUUUUUGUAUGCAUUGUCGACUGCACUUGGUCUCUCUGUUGUAUUCUAAUCUCAAGUGGAGCUACAACGCCUGUCACAAAUUAUAAACAUGUCUUUAUAUAUAACUGCAUAUCUCUAUACAAGCUUCGAUGACAUUUUCAGGAAAAAAAAAUUUGCUACACUUGCGAUUUUUAAUAGAUUACCAUUUACCACUAUUAAGUUGUCAUGACUCAUGAGGCGUUGGCUGUAACAAUAUUAUAGAAUAUAGAAUACCACUAUUAAACUAA